Molecule: messenger RNA, 1376 nt
Organism: Ananas comosus (pineapple)
Lineage: Eukaryota; Viridiplantae; Streptophyta; Magnoliopsida; Poales; Bromeliaceae
Exons: 2
Coding region: 185-946 (253 amino acids)
Molecular function (GO): acyltransferase activity, transferring groups other than amino-acyl groups
Source: RefSeq, a predicted model, not a curated record
UUACUUAUAUUCGAACCAAACGGUAUCAUAAAAUUUUAGUUAUUAAACUUGCUUUAACCAUAUUUUGAAUAAAUUGUAGAAUUUACCAAACUAUCUCAUUGACUAAUACCUAGUGAAGUCAACUAAUAAGCCGCGCUCAAAGAGGAAAGUUUUCCUUGAUUGAUGGCUCGUUAUCCUCCACGAGAUGCUCCCCGUAGAAUGUUUGACCAUUUUAAGCAAUCCAGUGGAAGCUUCAUCAUCACCUUCUCUGCUCCUUUACCCCUUUCUCCCCCGCUCCCCAUUCCUUCAAACUCUCCCUAGUCACACACACAACCACAGCACAAACUACACACUACACAAAUUAAAAAUGGAACAAUCCCAGGAAGAGCCAACUAAGAAGCCGCCGCCGCCGCUACGCUCCUCACCCCCGGCAAUAAUCCUCCGCCGCUUCGAGCCCUCACCCUCCGACGCCACCACGCUCUUCUCGUGGGCCUCGGACCCGCGCGUCACCCGCUUCCUCCGCCGUGGCCCCGUCCCCGACUCCGACGCCGCGCUCCGCUACAUCACCGACCACAUCCUCCCCCACCCAUGGUACCGCGCCAUCUGCGUCCCGCCUUCGGACACUCCCGUGGGCUCUAUCUCCAUCAAACCCGGUCCAGUCCAGGAGAAGAACACCCGGUUCAGGUCCGCCUCAGUCGGGUACCGGCUCGCGCACGCCCACUGGGGCCGCGGCAUAGCCACCGCGGCGCUCCGGGCGGUGGCGGCGGCGGCGGCGUUCGCGGAGUGGCUGCAGCUGGAUCGGCUCAAGGCGGUGGCGGAUGUCGAGAAUUUGGCAUCGCAGAGGGUGCUGGAGAAGGCAGGGUUUCGCAGGGAGGGGGUGCUGCGGAAGUACGUGAGGCUGAAGGGGGAGGAGACGAGAGACGUGGUCAUGUAUAGCUUGCUGUCCACGGAUGAUACGAACGAGUGAUAGGUUUAUUACUUGGGUUUGGUUGAUUUAUCAUUUUGUGCGGGGGAAAUAAACUUAGUUAAAGAUAUAAAAUAAAUAAAUUUUGAGUUUGAGAACGCGGAUAACUAAUUUUCGGUCGCUACUUCCCACAUCUGGGACUUCAUCGUACCCUACCCGUGGUAUCGAGCCAUCUGCGUCGACGGCCAGCCCGAGGGGUCAGUUGUAUUCUAGCCUGUGUCGGGCGAUGACGGACGCGGGCGCUGUCGAGGCGAGAUAGGCUACGCGCUGGCCCACAAGUACUGCUGGGGCCAGGGAAUCCGUGAUGGCUGCAGUGAAGAAGGCGGCGUGGCGUUCGAGGAGUGGCCGGGAUUGGAGAGGCUGCAGGAGGGGGACCGACGUCGAGAAUUCGAGAUCGCCGAGAGAUUUAUGAAUCCAGCUGAAUUCCGUCUAA